Molecule: messenger RNA, 5007 nt
Organism: Anthonomus grandis grandis
Lineage: Eukaryota; Metazoa; Arthropoda; Insecta; Coleoptera; Curculionidae
Product: disintegrin and metalloproteinase domain-containing protein 12-like
Exons: 14
Coding region: 236-4630 (1464 amino acids)
Biological process (GO): membrane protein ectodomain proteolysis
Molecular function (GO): metalloendopeptidase activity
Source: RefSeq, a predicted model, not a curated record
UCCAGUAACUUCAGCCAGCGAGCAGCUGUCUGUGUGCGGUGUCCGUGCGUUUUGUCUUUUGUUUCCUUACGACCGGAGCACGUCGUCGAGUCUCGGAAUAAUUUUAUUUCUCCGAUUUUUUCCCAUUCAUCCCCCUACCAGUUCCGGAACCCUCUCGGUUUUCGUGUUCAUUCAUAGGCCAUAAUGCAUCGGACGAAUUUUUCCUGAAUGAAAAAUUAUUAUUAUUAUUGUUAUUAUGGCACUCGUUUCGAUUUUCUACGUUCGUCGGGUGGUGUUUUUAUUCGUUAUUGUUGUGCUUCAAGGUGCUUACACUGAGGAUAACAUUUUAGUGCAGAAACAAAGAGACCAGCUACACCCUGCCAGCGAUUUUAGUCGACACACCUUAGUGAAACCAAAGAUUUACCAUGGGAGAGAGAAAAGACAAAUUACGAGUACAAAAGAAGAGACUGGUUACCACACUGAUCACAUCCAAAUUAAAGUGGAAGUGGACGGGGAAGACAUGAUCCUGGAUCUGGUGUUAAACAGACAAUUGAUCCCACAAGGAUUUUUCCAUAAACAACAGGAAAAUGGCAAAAAUGUCACUUAUAGACCAACGAAAGAAGAAAUAAACCACUGCCAUUACCACGGUAAGGUCCGUGAUAGACCGAAUUCGUGGGUAGCAAUUUCGACCUGUGACGGACUUUCCGGUGUGAUUUUUGACGGGAAAGAGAUGCAUUAUGUCGAGAAAAAUCGGAAAAACAACCUGGAAGAUUCCUUGGAGCAUUUUUCGUACAAACAUUCCGAUUUGGUGGAUAACAAUAAGACUUGCGGGUAUGUUGGUGGGGCUGAGUCACAUCAACAUUCACAUUCGACGACUGACAAUAGAUUUCUUAGAUAUAAAAGAUCGACUGACGAAUCAAAAUCCCCCAUCCGGGGACCAUAUAACGCCAACAAAGAAUCAAAAUACGUAGAGCUAGUAAUAGUGGUGGACAACAGAGAAUUUAAAGAACUAGAAGAGAGUACACGCAGAGUCUUAGACCAUUGCAAAAAUAUCGCUAAUAUCAUCAAUGGGCUUUAUUCUCCCCUAAAUAUUUUCAUAGCCCUUGUGGGGGUGGUAAUAUGGAGCGAGCAUGACGAAAUAACUUUUUCCAAGAACGGCGACGACACCCUCAAGAGCUUUUUGCAUUAUAGGAAAGAUCGUCUUAUCCUAGAACACCCCAACGAUAAUGCACAACUGCUUACUAAAUUCAGUUUUGACCAAGGUGUAGUGGGAAAGGCCUUGAAGGGACCGAUGUGUACUUACGAAUAUUCUGGCGGAGUUAGUACGGAUCAUUCGCCAACAGUUGGUUUGGUUGCUACUACCAUUGCUCAUGAGAUGGGACAUAAUUUUGGUAUGGAACACGACACAACCGAUUGCCAAUGUCCAGACGAGCGUUGCAUAAUGGCACCCAGCAGUUCAACGGUUGCGCCCACCCAUUGGUCCUCUUGCAGUUUGGACUAUCUCCUUUUAGCCUUUUCCCACGGAAUGGACUAUUGCCUUAAGAACAAACCGAAAGAACUCUUCGAAGGACCAGUAUGUGGUAACGGUUUUGUCGAAAAUGGCGAGGAAUGCGACUGUGGACUUUUGGAGAAUUGCGAUAAUCCAUGUUGUAACGCUUCUACUUGCAUGUUACAUCCAAAUGCCAGCUGUGCCACUGGAGAAUGUUGUGAUUUUAAUACCUGCAAACCGAAAUCUGCAGGUAACUUAUGUAGGUCAGCUGAUUACGAGUGUGACUUACCGGAGUAUUGUACCGGUCAGUCUGAGUUCUGUCCUCCGGACAUCUAUAAAAUGGAUACGGAAGAGUGUGAUGGUGGAAGGGCGUUUUGUUACCACGGAUUUUGUAGGACCAGAAACGACCAGUGCAGGCUCUUAUGGGGCGACACCGGAAAAUCCAGUGACGAUCUCUGCUACAGCGCCAUGAACAUCAAAGGCAACAAGUCCGGCAACUGUGGAUACAGUAAAAUCAAAAAAUCAUUCACCAAAUGCAAUAGGGAUGAUGUCCUUUGCGGUAUGCUCCAUUGCAAGCACCUUAACGAACGAUUGGAAUUCGGAAUGGAAACAGUGGCCAUUUUAUCGCACAGUUUUAUCAAUAAAAACGGAUCGAUUAUGCCGUGUAGGACUGUUUUGGUGGAUUUGGGGCUUAACGAGGUUGAUCCUGGGAUGACCCCUGAUGGUGCCAAAUGUGGAGAUGGAAAGAUGUGUGUUAACCAAAAAUGUAUGACUAUUGAGAGCCUCCGUCAGCAAACCCCAAUAUGUAAAAAUGAUUGUAAUGGUAAUGGAUGGUGUAACAGUUUGGGACAUUGCCACUGUAAGGAUGGGUUUGCUCCUCCUUACUGUGAGUAUCCUGGACCUGGAGGUUCUGAGGAUAGUGGGCCAGCGUCUGAUCCAAAUGCUCGCCAAGGUGUCAUCGUGGCCCUCCUAAUAAUAUUCCUAGGCGUAAUACCCUCCUUGGCCAUCGUAGCAUUACUACUCUACUAUGCUAAAUACAACCUAAAACUCAGCUGGAAUAAAUCACCAUCCCCAACGUGUAAAUCGCCAAACAAGUCCCGUGGUCCACCUUUCCCUAAUGAGUCUACCAAACGCACCGAAGCCAACCACUCUUUGCUUCAUGAGGAUUCUCCACCACCUGCUGGUCUUCACACCGAAUUCUUUGGCAAUUUUAAAGGUUUCAGCUUAACCCCUUUGAAAAAAGAAGAACCGGAGCCAGUAAGACCUGCACCGGCCCCGCCUGCAGCCGCCCCAACCAUAGGCUGGAAUAUGACCGAGAGUUCGGAGACUCCCAACUAUCAAAAACCCCCACCACCAGUGCCUAGUGUCAACUUUAAGGCACCAAUCUCCAAUUUAUUCUCGAAGCCGGUGCAGAAGAUGAACUCCUUCAGAAACAAUACUUUGAAGAACAGCAUUAAGAGUGUCAACAGUACUUCCACUGCUCCCGCCUUGCCUCCGUUGAACCCCGGAAGUACUGCCCGCCCGAUAAUAUCUUCUCCCGUAUUGGAAAGUUCAACUUCCAACGCCAAAGAGAUCGUUUCACCCCUUAGAAAUGCUGGAAAGUUACCUGUUAGGCCGGCACCAGAAGCCCCAAAGCCUGAAAGGCCUUUGUCGAAUUCAGAAGUACCUGUGGUACCAGAGAUUAUCAAGAAAGAUAAAGAGAACCUUGGGAGCAGCACAAUAAACCGGAUAGCCUCCUUUUUGAAAUCCAGAGAAGACAAGAAGGCUUCCAAUGACACUAACUCAUUAACGAAAAACAAUCAAGUGAAAGCCCAAAAGGUGCUGGACAAAGAAACGCUGAGAACACUGAAAAUCUCAGAUCCGGUCCCUCAAACUCACAUCGAGGUCUCAAUAACCACGUUGCCGGUAGAUGCAGCGGCAAAGAAGGCUGUGGUGAUGAGAGCACAGAGCAUGAAAACCACCAAACCGAAGGAACGUCCCAAUAUUCCAAACUUUGGCUCCAUGAGACAACCGGCUGGUUAUAAACGACCUUUGAGCAUCCCUUCAGGAGCUCGUCCAAAAAGCCCACCACCUCCAGCCCCCCCGCUGGAGGCUAGCAAGAGUUCUUCAAAGUUGUCCGAUCAAUAUGAUGAUUGUUUAAACGAGGCUGUGCCCCUUGGAAAGCUAAGUGAGGAAAACAGCCCCACGAGCGGCGAUAACAUCUACGCCGUCAUUGACGAGACCCCAUCUCCUCCUAAAGUGAAAGAGCCCCCCACCAGUGAUGGCUUCGGCUUAUUGGGGGAAAUAGUAUCUGAGAUCCAAAAUCGGAACUUUGACUCCAUUUACUCCACUUCAACGCUAAAUCGAAAGAAGAAAGCGAAACAGGAAGCCGAGAGAAAGAAACAAGCUGAAGCCUUAUCACCUGACUCAUCCGAGUAUGCUAACUCAUCGAUUUAUAAGUCGGAAAAUGAGUAUAGCAAUAUGGGAGGGAGCACCACCUCAAGCGGGUAUAUACUACCCUCAGCCGUAAAUGCUCCUCCCGCAAAACAACCUCCCACAAAAGAGGCUAAACCAGUACUUAGUUCUUUUAGGAAAGACGCCUCGACAAAACCCUUUGGGGAUGCCCUGGAUAGGUCGGCUGGACCGAGCGCACCAGAAGCUACCCCCAAAAAACCUACUAGUGAUACAUUAGACAGUAAUAAAACAGCGAACAAAUCAAAAACUGUCCCUUCAAAAAUAAACAAGCAAAUCACCCCACCGAACUUACGGGGGAGGAAACCUUCACCCACUAGGCCACUCUCACAAACCUCCACGAAGUCCAGUAGAUCAGUAACAAACAGUCCGGACUUGGUGACGAGCUGUAAUACCAGUUCUGGCACUAAGAAUCCGGAUGUGGUCGGUGGUGGUGCGACGAAAAAGCCCUCGAUCAGUGCCAAACCGUCUGUAGCAGGUCAAAAACCGAAUGUCGGGGUGAAAGUUGGGGGUUUUAAGCAAGAAAAGAGGGCGAGUGCCGAGGUGAAGCCUCCACUUGCCACGAAGGUGAGUAAAACGUCUCCCUCGGAUGUUAAGACCUCUUCAGUAGGGUUGAAACAUGCUGCCAGAUCGAAUUCUAACGUGGCCUCGUUACAGCAGAAAUUCGAGGAGAAGAACAAUAUGAAAACCGCCCCCAAGGUGAAAUCGUGAAUUAAAUUAAAUUUGAAAGACUGUUAAGUAAUUAAUUAAUUUGGCCCAUCUACUUGUUUCAAGCUAAAUGGAAAUGUGCUGCUACGAUAAUUGUAAAACUAAAUCAAAAUUAUUAUUAUUAUUGUGUUUUUGUGACUGAUUUAGUAUUAUUUUUGAUGUAAAAUAUGUCCUUGUUGCAACAGUCUAAUGGUUUUUAGACUUUCUCUUUAUUAAUAAUUUCAGUGAAAUUCUUAUUAGUUUAGGUGACAAUCAGGCAUUUCUAUGACACAUUUGAACAUGAUAUAGUUAAGUAUUUUUGUUAAUUUCUUUUGUAUAUAAACCAAAGAUUAUUAUUCUCGUAAGACAAAAUAUUUGUAAUAUAUAUUUAUUCAACAGAA